CGCGACUUUCGAUUAUCCGGGGCGUACCUGGAAGCCGGAGCGCAACAGCGUUUCGCGCAGAUCCGCCGCCGCCUGACCGAACUGGGUACACGGUUUCAGCAGAACGUACAGGACGCCACUGACAACUGGAGUCAACAUUUUCCAAACGCCCAGGCGUUGGCAGGGUUGCCAGACAAUGAGCUGAAACAGGCGGCUAGCCGAGCCGGCGAUAAGGGAGGGUUUGAGAUCAACCUUGAGUACCCCAGCUAUCACGCCGUGAUGACCUAUGCCGAUGACAGCGCGCUGCGUGAGUCGAUGUACCGAGCCUUCAGCACCCGCGCCUCCGAUCAGGGUCCCCACGCUGGUCAGUGGGAUAACUCAUCGUUAAUUGUUGAGAUGCUGACGCUGAGACAGGAGCUUGCCCAGCUGCUGGGAUUUGAGAGUUACGCUCAAUACUCAUUGGAAACCAAGAUGGCCCCAAACGUGGACGCCUCACUGGAUUUUCUGCGUUCGCUGGCCGAAAAGGCCUUGCCCCAUGCUCGACGCGACAUGCGCGAGCUAAAUGAAUUUGCUGCCAGCCAAGGAGCCGCCGCUCCGCUGAAAGUCUGGGAUCUGGCCUACUGGUCUGAAAAGCUGCGUGAAGACCGCUUCUCGGUUAGUGACGAGGAGCUGCGACCCUUUCUAAGUCUGGACAGUUGUCUCAAGGGCAUGCUGGACGUGACGACUCGGCUGUUCGGCGUCACCUUUUCUGCCCGACCCGAGAUUGCGGUCUGGCAUCCCGACGUACGCUACUACGAUGUGGUUUCUGCCCAGGGAGAAACCAUCGCCGGAUUCUACAUGGACGUCUAUGCCCGCAAGGGUAAACGCGGCGGCGCCUGGAUGGGUAACUGUCGAGAUCGCUACCAAUGGCCCAGUCAUGAUCAGCUGCCGGUGGCGUAUCUGAACUGCAAUUUUCCGGCACCGGCUGAGAAUCAACCUUCACUGCUCAAUCAUCGAGAUUUGACCACCUUAUUCCACGAGUUCGGUCACUCGCUGCACCACAUGCUGACUCGCAUUCCGUAUCCAGCGGUGGGCGGAAUUGCUGGCGUGGAGUGGGAUGCCGUGGAACAACCCAGUCAGUUUUUGGAGAACUGGUGUUGGCAGCGGGAGGCGCUGGACGGGUUUGCUCGCCACGUUGAAACCGGUGCAUCCAUGCCGGGGCCGCUGCUGGAGCGGUUGCUUGCCGCACGCAAGUUUCAGGCCGGCAUGUUUCUGGCCAGACAGCUGGAAUUUGCGAUCACUGAUUUGCGUAUGCAUCACGAAUUUGACGCUUCAGAUCACGGCCAGAUCGCGCAGAUUGUCAGCGAGGUUCGAGCUGAAGUGGCGGUGGUGCCGUAUCCCCGGGGCAACCGCUUUCUGAAUAGCUUCGGGCAUUUGUUUGCCGGUGGUUAUGCCGCCGGCUAUUACAGUUAUUUGUGGGCGGAGCAGCUGGCGGCUGAUGCCUUCAGCAAAUUUCAGGAAGAGGGAAUUUUUAAUGCUGAGACCGGUCAGCAGUUUCGCACAGAGAUUCUGGAGACCGGCGGAUCCAGACCCGCCAUGGAGUCCUUCGUUGCCUUUCGAGGUCGUGCACCGGCCAUUGAACCCUUACUUGCGAGUUAUGGCUUAUGA
This is a messenger RNA of Nerophis lumbriciformis (worm pipefish), 1626 nucleotides long. The record is from RefSeq and is a predicted model, not a curated record. Lineage: Eukaryota; Metazoa; Chordata; Actinopteri; Syngnathiformes; Syngnathidae.